Messenger RNA from Aureobasidium musti, 1779 nucleotides. The record is from the annotation of a GenBank genome assembly. NCBI's taxonomy places the organism in Eukaryota, Fungi, Ascomycota, Dothideomycetes, Dothideales, Saccotheciaceae.
AUGAGGCUUUCACCAGUAUGGGAGAAUCCACCCGACAUCUCGACAUCAGAAAUACCUCAACAGAACCAACAAGCACGCCCUCAUUCAGAAUCGAGCCCACUUUCCGUAUCCAGCGAACGUCGUCAUAGCAGAAGACGACUCUCAAGACGUGGCACAUAUCCAGAGCAACCUGAGAGCCAAGGGACCAAUCGUAGAGUCCGAGCUCGCGAGCUUGUGCUUACCAUGAACGGCAUACCAGAUCCUCCAUAUCCAGUCACGCCCCCACCGCUCGAGCGACCUCAGCCUCUAUUGCCUCCGCUUGGCUACAGAGCACCAACACCUCUACCGGUCCCAACACCCUCAAGUGUACCAAUCCCAGCUCAGAGACCAGAUAACAAGCCAUCUCGUUUGCUGCAACGUCAAAGACAGUGUGCACGCCAGCUCGAUGCUUCGUUACCAACACUCAGCCUUUCAGCUCUGGCUUCAGGCUCGAUACUGCUGGUUUCUGCUAUCCUAUUUGUCCGAAGUGUGAUGGUUGGCACACCUCACGCCGUCGUUGGAAGGUCAGCGUUGAUAGUCUUCUUCGCACUCUCAGUCGCAGCUUUCAUCAUCUCCUUUGGCUUGAUCUUGGGAGUUCUGUGUCGAAGAGCCCGAGCUACCAAAAGUGCUGUUGCCAGAGCUCAAGCAAGACAGGAGAUUGAGCUGAUGGAAAUGAGAUCGCGUGCGAGCGAGGGUAGACUACCCAUGUACGACAUGAGGAGAAGAAACGCAAUCUGUGAGCUUCGGGAUGAGCCAGGAGUUGUGGUUGGUGCAACACAUCAUCGUCCGAUCCAAGAUCAAGGUAGAGUCAUCAAUCGUCGGAAUGCACCACCUGUUCGAGUGGCUUCAAGUCAUCUGAUCGACGUGCCGUUCUCUCGACCUUCGACACCGCACCCAAGGCCACCUUUGUCGCCACUCCUCCCGCCAGUGCCGAGCACACCCCCACCACCAAUACCGGCACGCAAUCCUGCCCGUUUGCUCGCGGCAGUAAAGAAGGUCAGAGAUUAUGCCGAUGCAGAUGCUUUGAGCACGAUCGUACAGCCUAGUCCAGAGUCAGGUGUAUCGCCACGGACUGUACCAACAAAGGAUGUCCUACAGACCGAUAACAAUGGUACCGUUUCUGGCCGUUCGACUCAGCUGUUCAAUCAGCACAUGCUCACAGCAGGUACUCGCGAAUUGCAGGCCUACCUCGACGCGCCUUCGAACUCUAGCUUGAACACUCUUGCAGCAUAUCAGCAUAGCGAGAGUGACUCGUCUUCAACUCAUGCCAUCAUGAGUAAUGACCGCAGUGUAUACAGCGGUGAUAAUGACUUGAUUGACAACGAAGAGGAGAGCCAUGUUGGUGAAGCAACCAUGCUGAGUAUGCGGAAGGUAGGCAAGGCGCGCGAGUGUUACAUCCCUACCGCCAAGAGCGACGUGUCUGCACCUAAGUCUCCCAAGUCGAGUAAGCAGCGACGCUCGAAUCUCAAGGUGUUUGCGGAUUCCUCAGAGCUUGAGGGGGAAAAGUCCGAGGUACGAAAGCAUCGAAGCAUGGUUGAAUCAAUGCCAAGUGCACCCCUUCUGCUUACUGAACAGAAGAACAAGAACCAUCAGCUUGCUGUCAGACGACCGCACAGUCUGAGUCCGAAGAAAUUGAUGAGUUCUGUUGCCAAGCCAAAGACAGUUGGACUGGGGAUCUCCAUUGUCAGAGAGCACAAUAAGGAGAACUUAGAUCCGGAUCAAGCCGAGAUUGAAACGUGGAGUGCUCUGGGCGACCUCUGA